CUUCUCAUUGUUUUCAAGGCAUCCCUAAGGCGUCAGGGUGCCCUCCAAUCUCAAGGCGUCGAGCUUGCCUUUGACAGCCACAGAAGGUGUCCGCUUUGGAGCUUGAGGAGUCGGUUAGAUCUGCGCCACCGGCAACAAGAUACUAAAAAUGGCGAACUGUCCAUACAGGAAAAUAUUUUAGCUGCUUCCUGUGCAGGGAUUGCAACAGCUGUUGCAACUAAUCCAUUAUGGGUUGUGAAGACUAGACUACAAACACAAGGGAUGAGGCCUGGCGUGGUGCCUUACACGAGCGUCUUAUCUGCGUUACGUAGGAUUGCAGCAGAAGAAGGUCUCCGUGGAUUGUACAGUGGUCUUCUUCCUUCUUUAGCUGGGGUUACUCAUGUAGCCAUCCAGUUCCCAGUAUACGAGAAGGCGAAGCUGUACCUUGCCAAAAGAGACAAUACUACAGUUGACAAGCUUGGCCCUGGUCAAGUAGCAAUUUGUUCUUCAGGAUCCAAAAUAGCAGCCUCGCUGAUAACAUACCCUCAUGAGGUUGUACGAUCUAAGUUGCAAGAACAAGGCCGUGUUCCCCAUGGUGCUAUACGGUAUAUAGGUGUAACGGACUGUAUAAAGCAAGUGUUACAGAAGGAGGGGAUUGCUGGAUUCUACCGAGGUUGUGCUACAAAUUUGUUGCGAACAACGCCGAACGCUGUCAUUACUUUUACUAGUUAUGAGAUGAUCAAUCGACUCAUGCACCAACUCCUGUCCUCCUAAUUGAAAGAUGGAAACCAACAAAUCUUCAAUGUGCUUGCAAUGCUGAAUCGUAAGUUCUGGCUGUAAUGGUUCGUUAUCGUGGUUGCAUUGCCAUUUGUCCAUUAUUGAAGAAAAGAUAGCUGUUGACGACAGAUUUUGGUAAAAGUAGACGGAUCCAGAGGUUUGUAUUUUGCCGUGAGGGAGAAACCCUGUUGUUUUAAAUUCAUUCUGCAUAGUUGUUAGGAGCAAAUCGUUGUCUACAGAAAGUUGGCAUGCUUUUCUCC
Messenger RNA from Triticum dicoccoides, 1016 nucleotides. RefSeq names its product nicotinamide adenine dinucleotide transporter 2, mitochondrial-like. The record is from RefSeq and is a predicted model, not a curated record. The annotation marks the transcript as partial. NCBI's taxonomy places the organism in Eukaryota, Viridiplantae, Streptophyta, Magnoliopsida, Poales, Poaceae. The transcript has 6 exons. Gene Ontology annotation, biological process: nucleotide transport; transmembrane transport.